Messenger RNA from Mollisia scopiformis, 1755 nucleotides. Its product is annotated as putative cytochrome P450. The record is from RefSeq and is a predicted model, not a curated record. Gene Ontology annotation, molecular function: heme binding; monooxygenase activity; oxidoreductase activity, acting on paired donors, with incorporation or reduction of molecular oxygen. Lineage: Eukaryota; Fungi; Ascomycota; Leotiomycetes; Helotiales; Mollisiaceae. The transcript has 5 exons. The coding region runs from base 1 to 1668 and encodes 555 amino acids.
AUGAUCACAGAUUCGUUCUCUUCGACAGCAGCAUGGAUGCAAGUCCAGGCUGCGCUUACCAAGCCAGGCGUGACCGACAUCGUACUGGCUCUCGUGGUCCUUGGCGUAGUAGCUCUGGCGGCGGAUUAUGCACAUAUGCUGUAUCUUCACUAUAGAAUGCCCCCGGGUCCUCUACCCUGGCCAAUUGUUGGAAAUACAUGGCUGCUUCCCGACAACAAGCCAUGGAUCUAUUUCGAGGAAGUGGCAAAGCAGUAUAAAACGCCGCUGAUCACCUUCUGGAUCGGCCGCAAUCCAACAGUCUGGAUUUGUGAUGCUUGGGCAGCUUCUGAACUUUUGGAUAAAAGAGCCGGAAUUUAUCCCUCGAGGCCUCGAAUGGUCGUCUUUGGCGAGCUUGGUCCAGGUCAAACGAACCUCGUGUCCAUGUAUUAUGGCGACCGAUGGAGAGUCCAUAGGAAGCUAACUCAUAUUGGAGUUGGACUUCAGCAAGUCCGCAAUUACCGGCCCUUUCAGAAUGACGAAAGCAUGUUGGUUGCUCACAAUAUCAUUAAAACGCCUGAACUGUAUGAGAAGCAUUUCGAGCGAUACGCUGCUAGUGUUGUGUCCAUCAUUGGUUUUGGAAGGAGAAUUUCCGAUACCAAAGACCCUAUAAUUAGUGAAGUGCUCGCUGUGAUGCAACGUGCGGCUGAGUUGAACGUACCGGGGAAAACAUUCCCAAUGCUUAUGGAAACGUUCCCAAUCUUGGCGAAGUUCCCAAACGCAAUUGCGCCCUGGAAGCAUGGCCUGGGAGGCAAAAACUCACGAGGAGGCAGCUUCUACUAUUCUCUGGCUGAGGAAGCGAGAGACAACCCAGAGCAGCCACAGUCAUAUGUCAAGAAGAUCUUCGAGGAAGCACCAAAGUAUGACUUGAGACCAGAAGAGAUUGCUGCCUUGACAGGAAACCUCUUCGGAGCCGGUAGUGAUACUUCGAGUUCCACUCUCGUGACUUUCGUCCUCGCUUGUUGCGCGUUCCCAGAAGUGUUGCCAAGAGCUUGGGAGGAAUUGGAUCGUGUGGUCGGGCCAGAUAGAAGUCCUUCAAUGGACGAUGAACACAAUCUGCCUUACAUUAAAGCAUUCGUGAAGGAAGUUUUCCGCUGGAGAUCAGUCGCCAUCAUUGGCGGUCAGCCACAUGCUCCCAUCCAAGAUGACGAGUACAAGGGCUGGCUCAUUCCUAAAGGUACUUGGGUACAAGGAAACGUUUGGGCGAUACACCACAGUGAAAAGGAGUUCCCAGACCCUGAUCGAUUCUACCCCGCCAGAUAUUUGAAAGAGGACCCCCAAAAUCGUCCGUUCCCCAAUGAAAGAGGUUAUAUGACCUUCGGCUGGGGCCGUCGCGUCUGCAGCGGUCAAGGUUUGGCUGAGCAAGGAACUUUCAUCACCAUUGCACGACUCCUUUGGGCCUUCAAUAUCAGGAAGGCUAGAGGGCCAGACGGCAAGGAAAUCCCUGUAGAUAUAUUUGCCUACACAAACGGAUUGAACAUGAGACCAGAACCUUUCAAGUGCCAAUUCAUUCCGAGAUCUCUAGAGAUCCGCGCCACGGUCGAGCGAGAAGGAGAGGAGGCUGAGCAGCGUUUGUCGGUUUACGACGGAGAGACAAAGUAUCGUUUAAGCCAGUGGUUCACGAAGGCCUGAGCUGAAUGGACUUGUGGGCGGACAGACGGAUGAGGAGGGGUCGUUGCAAAGUUUGGUCCAGAUAGCAUUGGUGGAGCCUGUAUUGUC